This is a messenger RNA of Apodemus sylvaticus (European woodmouse), 1136 nucleotides long. RefSeq names its product ubiquitin conjugating enzyme E2 M (gene Ube2m). The coding region runs from base 212 to 763 and encodes 183 amino acids. The record is from RefSeq and is a predicted model, not a curated record. Lineage: Eukaryota; Metazoa; Chordata; Mammalia; Rodentia; Muridae. The transcript has 6 exons.
CCCGAGGUGCUAAGCCAGGCCAGAGCCGGACUACGGGAGCCGAGGCGGGCCGUGCGGUGGGCGCGGAGCAGCGCGGCAGGCCGGGCGGGCGGCAGCGGAGGAGGCCGCGGUAGCGGGUCCGAGGAGCGGAAGCGGCGCAGGCGGCGGCGGGGGGCCGGGUGGCCUGGGUCCCGGGCCCCGCGGCGGCUGCGGCGGCGGCGGCGACGGCAGGAUGAUCAAGCUGUUCUCGCUGAAGCAGCAGAAGAAGGAGGAGGAGUCGGCCGGCGGCACCAAGGGCAGCAGCAAGAAGGCGUCGGCGGCGCAGCUCCGGAUUCAGAAGGACAUUAACGAGCUGAACCUGCCCAAGACGUGUGACAUCAGCUUCUCAGACCCAGACGACCUCCUCAACUUCAAGCUGGUUAUCUGUCCUGAUGAAGGCUUCUACAAAAGUGGCAAGUUUGUAUUCAGCUUUAAGGUGGGACAGGGUUACCCACAUGACCCUCCCAAGGUGAAGUGUGAAACAAUGGUUUAUCAUCCCAACAUUGACCUCGAGGGCAACGUCUGCCUCAACAUCCUCAGAGAGGACUGGAAGCCAGUCCUUACGAUAAACUCCAUAAUUUAUGGCCUGCAGUAUCUCUUCUUGGAGCCCAACCCCGAGGACCCACUGAACAAGGAGGCUGCCGAGGUCCUGCAGAACAACCGGCGGCUGUUUGAACAAAACGUGCAGCGCUCCAUGAGAGGUGGUUACAUCGGGUCCACCUACUUCGAGCGCUGCCUGAAAUAGGGUUAGCGAUUACCCAUCCCUGCCAGGGUUACCCGCCCUGCAUCCCCUGCAAAUAUUUAUUGGGGGCCCAGGUAGGGUGUGUGGGGUAGCCUCGGCCCCAGCCGUGGCCUUGCCUCUCCUCCCUGUCACCUGCCCCUGGUUAUUUUUUUUUUUUGACCACCACGUGAUUCGGUCGGUGCUGCCUUCCCUCCGACCUGCUCAGCAAUGGGAAAUGAAUUGGCUUGUUUAGCGCCCCGCCUCCCGCCGGGUGCUGUCCAACCCCCACUCUUGACUGUGGAGUAAGUGGGCAAUGGGCCUGGGUCGCUAGGCCCAAGCAACCCACCCCACCACCACUGGAGGUCCCACCAGGCUAUUAAAGGGGAAUGUUACUGCA